CUUCCCAGGCACUGGAAAUCUCAGGGAUAUUGGUGCCGGCAAAGGAAAGUACUAUGCUGUGAAUUUUCCUCUUCGGGAUGGUAUAGAUGAUGAGUCCUACGAGUCUAUAUUCAAACCGGUGAUGACCAAAGUGAUGGAGAUGUACCAGCCUAGUGCUGUAGUGUUACAAUGUGGAGCUGACUCUUUGUCUGGGGACAGACUCGGCUGCUUCAACCUCACUCUUAAAGGUCAUGGAAAGUGUGCAGAGUUCAUGAAGAAGUGGAAUCUACCUCUGUUGUUAUUGGGAGGAGGUGGAUACACCAUCAGGAAUGUGGCUCGCUGUUGGACUUACGAAACAUCUAUAGCUCUAGGGGUAGAAAUAGCUAAUGAAUUACCCUACAAUGACUACUUCGAGUACUAUGGACCUGACUUCAAGCUACACAUCAGUCCAUCCAAUAUGGCCAAUCAGAAUACAGGAGAAUACAUGGACAAAAUCAAAACAAGACUGUUUGAAAAUUUGCGAAUGUUGCCUCAUGCUCCUGGUGUCCAGAUGUCAGCCAUUCCUGAAGAUGCUUUAAAUGAUGAAAGUGAUGAUGAAGACAAAGAAAACCCUGAUACUCGUGUGUCUAUCAGGGCUAAUGAUAAAAGAAUUGCCUGUGACGAGGAGUUUUCUGACAGUGAAGAUGAAGGUGAAGGAAAACGUGACCGACAGAACUACAAACCCAAAAUCAAGCGACCUCGCACUGAUGAUGAAAAAAAGGAGGGAGAAAAGGAUGCAAAAGAGCCUAAAAAAGAUUCACCUGCGGAGAACAAAGAAGAACCUCCUAAAGCAGUGGCUGAAAAGAGUGAAGAGAAGACCGAGACAGCUGAAAAGAAAGGUAUGAAAUCAAUAAUGUUUUAAGUGUUCACAGUGGGUAAUUAGGUCACCUGAGACGAAGUCUCAGUUGACCUAUUGCAAU
Molecule: messenger RNA, 938 nt
Organism: Pecten maximus
Lineage: Eukaryota; Metazoa; Mollusca; Bivalvia; Pectinida; Pectinidae
Product: probable histone deacetylase 1-B
Exons: 9
Coding region: 122-880 (252 amino acids)
Source: RefSeq, a predicted model, not a curated record